Molecule: messenger RNA, 2273 nt
Organism: Durusdinium trenchii
Lineage: Eukaryota; Dinophyceae; Suessiales; Symbiodiniaceae
Source: the annotation of a GenBank genome assembly
GCGCACCAAAGAGCUGCUUUCAGAAUGCCCAGACAGGUGUCACAGGACACGGCGGAACUUUGCAGAGCACAGAGCAAACAAGCUACUUUGGGUAGCAUGCCACCCAGACAGGUGUCGCAGGACACGGCUAAAGUCUGUAGGGCGCCAAGCAAAAGAGGCAUGCCACCCAGACAGGUGUCACAGGACACGGCGGAACUCUGUAGAGCACAGAACAAACGAGCUACUUUGAGUAGCAUGCCACCCAGACAGGUGUCGCAGGACAGCGCUGGAGUGUUUCAUCACUCUGCCUCACUUCAUUUGCCAGAAGUGUCAAGGUCAUCGGAGCUUUGCACAGCUGAACGCAGCAGUUCCAGACAGUCCGUAAGCUCGGUUACAUCUGAACACGAUCCCAGAUCGAAGCGUUUAUCCUUUAUUGAUUGCUCCAUUGAUGACCUUGAUGAGCUUAUCCUUGCUGAAAGUGAAGGUGCUGAUUGGUUCAAAGACUUCUGGGGUACUGUGCUGACGCAACAGCCUGUUUGCCGAGCACUGUCCAACAGAUCUUUAGUGAACUGGGUGGCGAUCUACAACAGAUGGCAGGCCGCUGGGAAAUGGACCGGACAAGCGCCUGAGUAUUUGAACUCUUACGAGCUCCAAGAAUGGUUGGCGGCUCCACUCACACGUGUGCUGGAGUUGGUGAAACUCUUUGAUCCUGCAGGUCACGGCAAGGUCUCGAUGACCAAGGCCCCCCAGGAUCACUACAAGGUAAAAGUGCCAGUGCUGCCGCUCAUGUCAGCUUGCUUGGUGAUGUCGCAAACCAUGUCGAACCGUCAAAAGCUGCGCUUUCUGUUGGGCAUGUUCGAUUUGGACGACAAAGGAUCCUUGUCAAUGCGAGAGUUCGCUUCCAUGCUGGAGAACCUGUUGCGUGGAUUGGGCUGUUUGUUCAAAGUCAAGGAGAUUCCACGAACGAUUGCUACAGCUGCCAGAAGCAUUUUCGAGCAAUUCAGGGGAGGCACAGUUCCGAUGCAUGAGUUGGAGAUGUGGUUCUCGGGAAAGACAUUUCAUCCCUUUGCUGUGCCCUUUGCACUUCUCCUACAGCGUUUCUCUGCAGAUAGCCAGAUCAUUGAUCCUGAUAGCUACAAUGACGAUAGCAGGAAGUUCAAGCUAUCACACCAGAAGCCUGUGGAAGAGCCCCUGGAAUCCUUUGCUGUACAGGACAAUGCUUUCCUCAAUCGCAGCGAAGUGGUGAUCGCACGGGAGGUGUUUCAGUACUGCUUGUCCACGGGCUUUUUCAGCUUAUCUCAUGAAGACGCUGAGAAAGGAAUUGGUAAGCCCAUCGAUGUGGACAUUUGGUGUAAGCGAAUGUCUCGAGCCUUGGAGGAGGCCAACACCAUCCGAGGUUCCGGCGCUCGCUUUGACUUCAAAACUUUUCUAAAGAAGUUAUGUCCGAAAGCCACCAACACUCACUUGCACAUGUUCGAUUGCUGGCUCCAGGAAUUUGACAAGCUUCAGGAACAGAAGGCCUGUCUAGAAAGGACGAGACAAAUGUCUGCAAGAUUCAAAGAAUAUCGCUCCCAGCCAAUGCUUAGCGAGCGCAUGAGGAACGAGCUCAAGACUAGUUUUAAUGUGGUCGACAGGUCUGAUUGCGGGCGCGUCACGACUGUGGAUCUCCAAGUAUGCAUGGAAGUGGAACGAUGCACUGCCAAAUCGAUGAUGCGAUACUUUGACGUCAACGGUGAUGGCUUUGUGGACCUUGAAGAGUACAUUGCUGCUAUGUGCCCUCCUGGAUACCGCAUGCCGUCAGAUGUCAAGGACAACAUUUUCGACGUGCUCCUUUCCGCCCAGGUGAGCAAAGAAGAAGAGCUUGUAGCUCAAAAAGAAGCCUUCUUUGAAGGGAAGGCAUCACCUGGCCGCCGGGCCAAAGAUUUCAUUCGAAAGCAGGUGCCUGACGAAGUCUGGAACGAGUGGAACACCGCAUGGGAGACGUUGGACAAGAGCCAUCUGGGCUAUUUGAACUGCAUGCACCUUAAGCAGAGCAGGGCUUUGCCAGCAGACAUGUGCGACUUUAUGUUCAAUUUGAUCGCUGAAGAUGCCGAAGGAGACAAAAUCACGAAACAUCAGUUCCUCACACAAUUGCUGGAAUCAUCUGGUUUUCGUUUCCGCAACGGGAUUUCUUCAGAAUGAGAGUUCUUGCCAUCCGACCAUCAACAUUUGAGCUCCAAAAACCGCCAGGUGUGCAGAGCCUAUAAUUCGUAAGUUUUGAGCAGUUCAGCUGAGAUCAGCAGAGUGUUUAUACC